Molecule: messenger RNA, 1146 nt
Organism: Schistosoma curassoni
Lineage: Eukaryota; Metazoa; Platyhelminthes; Trematoda; Strigeidida; Schistosomatidae
Source: the annotation of a GenBank genome assembly
AUGAGUUGUAAUAGUUGUGUGCUCAAGGACCACUUUACUCUACCACCGGAGGAUUCAAAUGCCAGAUAUAUCAGUGAAUUAACACACAAUGAACAGUUAUUGAAAAAAACUAAAUUAAAACAGUUUUUGAUAACAGAACAAAAGCGAUCGAAAUUGUAUAGAUCAUUAAUUGCUAAAGUUAAUUCCAGUUGUAUAGAUGGCAAACUGUUAUCUAAUUUACCCAGUGAAUCAGUUCUUACUACUUUGAAUCAAAAUGCAUCGUGUGAUAGCACGAGAAGAACGGAUUCUCAAAAGUGCAGUAAUCGUCGUGAAGUAUUAACCAAUUCAGAAAAGUUUUUCACACAAUCACCUAGGCAAGAAACUAGUUUAUCUAGUCGUACAAUAACAACAACAACAAACAAUACUACACAUAAUCAUUGUAAAUGUACUGAAAAGAGUAUUGAUGACUUGUCCAGUCGUGCUAAGGCGUUAUCACUUCAUAGUUUCCCUUAUCUCGUGAAAAGUUUAAAACUUAGAACUUCUAGCUUACAUGAGCAUAAAGCUAGACAAAUGAGACAGGCAGUUGGAAGACGUAUUUAUUCAGAUGCUGAGCGUAAAAAAGUCUGUGAUCUACGUCAAAAUAAAGAAGAUUUAAUUUUAUCGGAAAACAUUAAAGCUAAAGCUGAAAAACAUUUUCUUAAUGUAAAAUCUAAUAAAACUCCUAAAUCGUCUAAUUAUUUGGAGAGAAAUUCAACACAAAUUAUGUCUACUAAUAGAGAUAAUUUGACAGUAAAUGAUCAUAGAAACUUAAUUGACGAAAAUAAACUCAAUAAUAAUUCGAAUCAAACAAUUAAGUGUAAUUAUAAAGAGAAUGAAGUGUUUUAUUCAAAAGAUACGAAUUUGUCCGAUACCAUGGAUACUAAAGAGAUAAGUCUGGAAAAACCCGAACGUGAUGGUCAUAAUGGCGAGAUGCUUUCCUUAUGGUCUCGCUUAUCUAAUCGUCUGAAUAAAAAAAUUCCACCGCUUUGUCUCUGCAUGGAAUAUUCUCGCCAUGAUAUUGAUGAAGUCCCACCAUGGUUGAAAUGUGCCAAUAAUUGUAAAUUUUAUCAUAAUCCAGAAGGUAUGAGCAAGGAUUCAUAUUUUAAUGACCAUAUUCUCACGUGCUAG